Molecule: messenger RNA, 2401 nt
Organism: Lutzomyia longipalpis
Lineage: Eukaryota; Metazoa; Arthropoda; Insecta; Diptera; Psychodidae
Product: probable peroxisomal acyl-coenzyme A oxidase 1
Exons: 5
Coding region: 285-2279 (664 amino acids)
Biological process (GO): lipid homeostasis; fatty acid beta-oxidation using acyl-CoA oxidase
Cellular component (GO): peroxisome
Molecular function (GO): acyl-CoA oxidase activity; FAD binding; fatty acid binding
Source: RefSeq, a predicted model, not a curated record
AAGAGUUUUUUAUUUCUAUCUCAAGAAAAUAAAACUUUUUGCUCAUUAUUUGUGAGAGGGGAAUGAAGUUCGAAGUGGGGCGAUAAGAGAUCUUCGCGCGAAUGGAGUAUCGUUAGUGUUCGGUCGGUGUUGGGGAAAGUGACUGAUAAAAAUUGUCUCAAAGGUUGAGAGAGUUGAUUAUUUAGCAGUGCGGUGGAACUUUUGGAGUGCGCGUACGUGAGAAUUACUGGCAGUUUUUCAUCUCUUAUCCCGUCGCAAAGUUUGUGAGAAAAAAGUCCCAAAAGAUGGGCAGGAAGGUUAAUGAAGAUCUGGCCAAGGAGAGAUGGUCUUGUGGAAUAAAAUCCGACGAAUUCACAGCCUGGUGGUAUGGAGGAUGGGACAAAGUGGCUGAGAAGAGGAAAUAUGAGUCAAUUUUAAAGCAUCCGGAAGUUCAGCAUGAUAUUCCUCUUCAUUAUCUCUCGCACAAAGAGAUGUAUGAAGAGAAAGUUCGUCAGAGUACAGAAGUCCUCAAGAAAGUAAAAGAAUUGAGAGAAGCAGACAUGAAUCCUGAUGAAUACAACGAUUUUUUGGGUAAAAUGGAAAUUCUCGGCAUGUUGGGAACUUCCAGUCCAAUUGAAGUUCAUUUCUCAAUGUUCAUUCCCACAAUUAUGAGUCAAGCAACGGAGGAGCAGCAGAAAAAGUGGCUGAAAAGAGCUCUAAGGGGCGAAAUAAUUGGAACGUACGCUCAGACAGAAAUGGGGCAUGGAACAUUCAUCCGGGGAUUGCAAACAACAGCAACGUACGAUGAGAAAAGUCAAGAAUUCAUUCUAAACAGCCCACAAAUUUCAGCUUUUAAAUUCUGGCCAGGAGGAUUGGGUCAUACUGCAAAUUGUGCCAUUGUUAUGGCUCAGCUGAUCAUUCGUGGUGAACGGCAGGGAAUCUUCCCAUUCUUCGUGCAGAUUCGCGACGAAAACACCCACAUGCCACUGCGUGGGGUAAAAGUUGGCGAUAUUGGGGCUAAAAUGGGCCUCAAGAGCACCAAUAAUGGUUUCCUGGGCUUCACAAAUCAUCGCAUUCCGCGUGAGAAUAUGCUCAUGAAGAAUGCUCAAGUCCUGGAAGAUGGAACCUUCGUCAAAGCGCCCAUGUCGGUGCUCACCUACGGCACAAUGGUCUUCGUGAGGGUAAUGAUCGUGCGUGAUAUGAGCAAUCGUCUCGCCCAGGCAGCUACGAUCGCCACAAGGUACUCUGCAGUCCGCAAGCAGAGCCCCAUUAAUCCAGAUGAACCUGAGCCCCAGAUCCUCGAUCAUGUGACGCAACAGAACAAAAUCUUCCCUCAACUUGCCAAAAGUGUGAUCUUCAAGCUUGCAGCUGAUCUCAUCAUUGACAUCUACAAUUCCGUGAAUAGCGACCUAGCUCGUGGGAAACAUGAUCGUCUUCCGGAACUUCAUGCCCUGUCGUGCGCUCUGAAAGCCAUCUCAUCAACUGACGCUGUGGCAGGUGUUGAGAUCUGUCGGCUUUCAUGUGGUGGACAUGGGUACCUUGAGUGCUCUGGCUUCCCAACCCUUCUUGGCUUCGUUGCCGCUGCCUAUACGUAUGAAGGGGAGAAUACCGUCCUCCUCCUCCAAACAGCACGUUUCCUCAUGAAAGCAGCAAAGGAUCCCGAUCUCUCGCCCACUGUGGCCUUCCUCAAACGCUACCCUGACUACAAGAUAAAGAAACGAUGGGACGGAAGUAUUGGGGGGAUGAUUGAAGCCUUUGAAGCUGUUGCAGCGGCAAAAAUCCGCAUUGCAGCUGAGAGUGUUGAACAGAGGAUUCGUGAGGGGAAAAAGCCCGGAACUGCCGCGAAUUUGUCAUCAAUUGAACUCGUGGCAGCUGCUGAUGCUCACUGCAGGGCUUUCAUCCUCCGCGCGGGGGCGGAAUCAAUGGAAAAAGUCUCCAAGAGUGUCUCUCCAGCCCUUGCGGGUGUCCUGAAGGAUCUCCUUGAGCUCUAUGCUGUGGAUGCAGCUAAGAAGGCUCUUGGGGAUCUUCUGUGCUUUACAACAAUCACCGAAGGCGACAUUGGACAGCUUCAAAAACGCCUAGAGGACGUUCUUGCACGCCUGAGGCCCAAUGCUGUGGCCAUUGUGGAUGGUUUUGACUUCCCCGAUGAAGUCUUGAAAUCAGCUCUUGGGGCUUACGAUGGGAAUGUCUACGAGAGGAUUUACGAAGAUGCCAUGAAGAGCCCCCUUAAUUAUGAGCCCGUCAAUGCCUCAUUCCACAAAUACCUCAAACCGUUCACAAAGGGAAAUUCAAAAUUGUAAAAAAAUAAUAGGAGUAAUCUGGAACUAGAAGACUAUUCUAGGUUUGGGAUUUUGGUGAAUAUUGAACUGAAUGUAUUUGAUUGUUUUAUAAUUUUAAAUAAAUAAAUGGUUUUUAUGGAUUA